ACACACACACACACAGACACACCCGGACACACACACCAUGCCACUUACCUACUCAGAUGACCGUUGCGAUCGUUGCAACUCACUGCUACUGCUGAGGAAGAAGAAGUAUAUGAAAAAAAGCAAUGUGACCAAGGAAUUUGGUCAGUCGUGGUACCCUGUAUGAAUGGGGAUAUAUCUUUGUGCCCUCCCUCCCUCCCUCCUUCUCUGUCUGGUUUGAAGGGUUUUCUUGAGCAAGCAAGCUUGCGAGUUUUAUCAUACCUACGGUUCUUACCUACUACAUACAACGAGACUGUGCUAGCAGUUCAGUUGACACUCUCAACGCCAGAAGUCCUAAUCACUGCUACAUUAUCAUCAUCAUCAUCAUCAUCCUACCCGCCUUACACACCCGCCUACCUACAUACAGCCAGCCUUUUCUCCUCUUCAAAUCAGCAUCACCAUUGUUGUAUCUCACUUCCUCAUUACGAUUCCGCAAAGUUCUAAAGAUGGGUAAGAGAAAGAUGGACGAAGCCGCAGCCGAGCGGAUCCGGGCAGCAAGAGGUGACAAGGACCCCUUCGCCAGACGGGCAGCAACCACGGUGCGGCAAAGCAAGCAGGGCGGCGAAUCAUCAUCGGGCAAGAAAGAUGGAAGCAGCAGCAAGGAUGGCAAGAGUGAGGGGAGUGGUAGCAAGGGGAGUAGUUCCUCAAAUUGGAGGGCAUAGGUCGAUGGAGGGGGUAUGGGGAAGAAUGUCAUGAGACAUGACAAGGGGUUGGUGAAAAGACAUGAUGGGCCAGAAUACUGAAGAAUUCAAGGUUGCUGCUACUCCGAACAUGCUGUUAACGUCUCCUGACAGGGAAUGAUAUGCAGGUUGAUGUGAAAGUAGAUAAGAUCUCUGCAAGAUGAUCUUACGUUUCCGAUGUGUAAGAGUUUUAGUUGCUGGAACAGGUUUAUGGCUGUGGAAACUUGCACCACACACAUCUACAUUGGCAGCUGGUAUCAACCACCCCCACUUGGAGGGAGCGUUCGUUGCGUGGCUACCCCGGAGCCGAGGCAUUCUUUAGGAGUAUCUGUAUGGCUGAUUCCUCGUGGAAUGUUCGAAGCGUCAGCCUCCCUUGGGCGGCCUCAUGCUCGUCCGUACUAGAUAUGUUGCUGACAACCAUGAAACUUGAACGGCAUGAGACAUUUUCUCGCCCAUGAAGAGGCUGGCUGGCUGGCUUGGCUGGAUAAGAUAUGAUGUCUUAACAACGUGGCCAUGACGGAUACAGCUGGUGGAUGAUAGGUCAAGCUUACAGCGUGUCGUUGCUUCUUUUCUGCCGACUGACCCCCCUGUCAGCCACGUCUCUUCACGCCCCAUGUUGUUGGAGAAGGCAAAGAAGCGAAUGAUGAACACAACGCGUGCCCGAUAGCUUCUCUAUGUGCUCGUUGAAGAGGAGAUAGUACUGGAGUGGUGUAACGAGAGGUUACAGUAGACUCGAAGAAGGGGUCAGGCUUCUUUUGGUAAG
Molecule: messenger RNA, 1479 nt
Organism: Podospora pseudocomata
Lineage: Eukaryota; Fungi; Ascomycota; Sordariomycetes; Sordariales; Podosporaceae
Exons: 2
Coding region: 483-698 (71 amino acids)
Source: RefSeq, a predicted model, not a curated record